Cuscuta epithymum is the source of this 602-nucleotide messenger RNA. NCBI's taxonomy places the organism in Eukaryota, Viridiplantae, Streptophyta, Magnoliopsida, Solanales, Convolvulaceae. The record is from the annotation of a GenBank genome assembly.
AGGAAGAAAAAAAAACGUCAAAAAUGGUUCUUCAAAGUGGCAUCACGUUCCGUAAUGCUGGCAAGAAGAACCAACCAGCCAAAUACUCGGAGGAAGGCUCAUCUAGGAGCAUUCACUUGUACGACACGGUGGCGGUGGCGGGAGUUGGCAACCCGCAGCCUAUCCCUCACAUCGGCGGUGGCCGCGGCAAUGGUCGUCACUUCAUUGAUGACAAUAUGCGGCAUGCGGGAUAUAGUAGCGAUGCUUUCAAGCAGGUAAACUCCGACCAACAAAGCAAAGAACAAUGUUACGGCAGCUCAGUUGACUACCAACAUGGGGCGUCGCCACAUGUGCAAAAUGGGAUGAAUCAUCCGUUUACCAUUGCAGAGAGCAAUAAGCUAAUGAGCGGCGGCGGCGGAAUACAAAUUCUCGAUGGUAUUAUUCGUUACCGUACGUAUAAGGAGGAGCAAAUAAUCAAGGAACAUCAAAUUCGAUGUCCGAACGGUUACUUUCAUGAAAAGGCGACGGAUCGGACCUGCGACCACGAGGAAUUGAUCAAUUGAAUAUUGAAGGCUUCGAUCUAAUCCUUAGGAUGUUUUCUUUUGGACUUAAAUUUGUUGGUC